Messenger RNA from Nelumbo nucifera (sacred lotus), 548 nucleotides. RefSeq lists its product as uncharacterized. Lineage: Eukaryota; Viridiplantae; Streptophyta; Magnoliopsida; Proteales; Nelumbonaceae. The record is from RefSeq and is a predicted model, not a curated record. Gene Ontology annotation, cellular component: respiratory chain complex I.
ACAGUACACUUCACAGGUCGACGAGAUUCAUUAAAAGAGCCGCUUCUUUCUAAGUUCGGAGAGAAGAAAAACAAGAAGGUAGACGAAGAAGACUAGGGAGGAGAGAAGACGAAGAUGGUGAGAGUUGCAACAUACUUCGCGAUGACAUUGGGUGCCUUCAUAUUCUGGCAAUCAAUGGAUAAAGUCCACGUAUGGAUUGCUCUCCAUCAGGACGAGAAGAAAGAAAGAUUGGAAAGAGAAAUGGAGGUCAAGAGGGUCAGGGAAGAACUACUGCGACAACAAGCACAGCAAAAAGAUUCACUUGCAUAGUCUUCUCAUUUUGUUUUUGGAAGCUAUGUAUGAACUUCCUAUUUUGUAAUGUUGUUUUCCCAUAGUUAUUCUAUCUGAUGCAAGUAGAACUCAUAAAACACAACUGUAUGGUUUGAUUGAAUUUGGAAAAUAAUUUGCUCUUUGUUAUAUACUGUUUUACACCCAUCAUGAUUAUUGGGAUUUGAAGCAUUGUGAAGUUGGUUCUUUCUAUUGGUAAAUUCAUGCUCUGUGGGUUGAUA